This is a messenger RNA of Xylaria bambusicola, 1616 nucleotides long. RefSeq names its product Queuine tRNA-ribosyltransferase. The record is from RefSeq and is a predicted model, not a curated record. Gene Ontology annotation, cellular component: cytosol. Gene Ontology annotation, molecular function: tRNA-guanosine(34) queuine transglycosylase activity. Bases 351 to 1601 code for a protein of 416 amino acids. The transcript has 3 exons. Lineage: Eukaryota; Fungi; Ascomycota; Sordariomycetes; Xylariales; Xylariaceae.
GUAGGUACGUACUAGGUACUUAGGUACUCAGUCUCGCAGUUGGUUUGUACCGUAAUUUUCCAGGGCUGUGUCAUCGGUAUCCUGCCCUGUUAACUUCGUACAGACGGAACGGGCCGUCACCGCAAGAUUCAGCAGGUGGCAAGGCUGAGUCUAGGUCUUCAGCCUAAACAAAUUCACUUAGUCUUAGCAACAAUUAAAUGAAUGAGAAUGGUUAACGUUAUGAGAUAAUAUCAAGCAUCUUUAAUCACGAGUUUGGCGUCUAUUGCCCCUUCGAGUUGGAUCGGGGGCCCACCAAUUGCGGUGUCUCUGUCCUGCAUCUUGUUUCUUGUGGUGGCCCUUGGGGGGCUGCCAUGUUCAGGAGGAUGCCGAGCACUAUAGCCUCUGCCUCAUCUGCAGCACUUACUUUUGACCUUGUUGCUCGCUGUUCUACGACUAGGGCCCGAGCUUCUCUCUUGACCCUUCCACAUGGCCCUGUGCCGUUACCUAUCUUCAUGCCUGUCGCAACCCAAGCGUCACUGAAGGGUUUAACACCGGAGCAGUUGGAAGAGACAGGUUGUCGUCUUUGUCUCAACAACACUUACCAUCUGGGACUUAAGCCUGGCCAGGAAAUACUUGCCGCCGUCGGCGGUGCUCACAAACUCCAGGGAUGGAACCAUAACCUUCUGACAGAUAGCGGCGGUUUUCAGAUGGUCAGUCUUUUAACUCUUGCCAAUAUUACGGAGGAAGGCGUCAGAUUUCUCAGUCCGCAUGAUGGAACACCCAUGCUCCUGACGCCAGAACAUUCUAUUUCUCUGCAGAAUACCAUUGGCAGCGACAUCAUAAUGCAGCUUGACGAUGUGCUUGUUACCACAUCCCCGGACCAUAAGCGUAUGCGGGAAGCCAUGGAACGCAGCGUCAGGUGGCUUGACCGAUGCAUCGCCGCGCAUAAGAAUCCAAAUUCGCAAAACCUGUUUUGCAUUAUACAAGGCGGCUUAGACACCGAAAUGCGCAAGGAGUGUUGCGAAGAGAUGGUUGCUAGGAACACCCCGGGAAUAGCGAUCGGUGGACUGAGCGGCGGUGAAGCCAAGGAUGAUUUCUGCCGGGUGGUUAAGACAUGCACUGAACUUCUCCCUGAGCUGAAACCGCGAUAUGUCAUGGGUAUUGGUUAUCCAGAGGACUUAGUUGUAAGUGUCGCAUUAGGGGCUGAUAUGUUCGACUGCGUCUGGCCGACCCGAACUGCUCGGUUCGGUAGCGCCAUAACGAAGCAUGGCGUUAUAAAGAUCAAAAAUUACGAAUAUGCGAACGAUUUCGGCCCAAUAGAGGAUGGAUGUGGCUGCGCUUGUUGUAAGAAGGGGAAAGGAGGCCUAGGCAUUACUCGCGCAUUUGUUCAUCACAAUGUAGGAAAGGAGACGGUUGCGGCUCAUCUUCUAACCAUACAUAAUGUAUGGUACCAACUCAACCUCAUGAGGGAGGCGCGUGAUGCCAUUAUUGCAGACGAGUACCCUGCAUUCAUACGAACGUUCUUUGCGAACAUAUAUCCCGAUAAAACCAAUUAUCCGAAGUGGGCUGUAGACGCACUGCGCGGAGUCGACGUAGAUCUACUUUCCGACCCUAAUAUAUGAAUAUGAUCCUUUAUG